Electrophorus electricus (electric eel) is the source of this 1877-nucleotide messenger RNA. RefSeq names its product tumor necrosis factor receptor superfamily member 5. Gene Ontology annotation, biological process: immune response-regulating cell surface receptor signaling pathway. Gene Ontology annotation, molecular function: protein binding. The record is from RefSeq and is a predicted model, not a curated record. Gene Ontology annotation, cellular component: CD40 receptor complex; external side of plasma membrane. NCBI's taxonomy places the organism in Eukaryota, Metazoa, Chordata, Actinopteri, Gymnotiformes, Gymnotidae.
GACAUGUUGGGGGUUUCCAGAGCAGAGAAACAACCCCGCCGAGGGGGAAAAGAGUGGGGUGAAGAGACAGAACAGACACACAGAGACAGAGGAAAUAUCUGCUCGGCCUACCUGUGGUGGACAAAGUGACGCAAAAAGCAGUGAACAAGGAGGGUGGGGGCCAACUGAGCACACGAGAAAAGAGGACGAUCAAAAGACAUCAAACAUCGGCAAACUGAAUAUCACAGAUUAAAACUCAGAAUCUUCAAAGCAAUCAGAUUAGAGGUAUCAAACUUUGGCUUCCGCUAAACAUCUUUUAGGGGACUAAAUUGAUACUAAAGGAUAUCAUAAGUAGUGAUGAGGAGUUGACUUUCAAAGUGGAACUGUCAUAGUGACAAACACCAGCACGGCAGGAAUGAAAGGAUCAUCUUGCCCUCCUGAUCAAUACGAGUACAACGGACUGUGCUGUAACCUCUGCCCUGAAGGGAAAUAUGUUUCUACUUACUGUGACAACAAAACUGUGACAAAGUGCCAGAUAUGUCCCCAUAACACCUACAUGAAAGAGAAGAAUGGUUUGCACUCCUGUUUACCAUGCACACAGUGCGAUGUCAAGAGUCACCAGCGUGAGCUGAUAGCCUGUAAAGCUCACAGUGACAGAAAGUGUACAUGUGAGGUUGGUUAUUACUGUAAGUACAUGGACCAUGAGUCACAUGAGUCAUGUCAGCACUGCAAACAGGUAACAACCUGCCAACCUGGACAAGGAGUCUUUGCUAAGUCCACCAGCAGCACAGACACUGAAUGCAGAAGUUGUGAACUGGGAACCUUCAAUAGCAAGACAGACUAUCAAACACCCUGCUACAAUCACACCAGAUGUGAAGAACUGGGUCGAUAUUUGGUGACUCCUGGGACUCCCAGUGCAGAUGCUGUAUGUGGAGAGUUGCUCAGACCUUGUCACUGGAUAUCUGCUGGUUUGGGGGUAUGUCUAGUCCUGGCAGUACUCAUCUCUAUCGGCUUUCUUUACUGGGUGGUUAAGCGCAAACAAAAACCAGGGAGUGUUACAGUGAGUCCUUACAGUGACAAUCCUCAAGUGCUCCCACCAGACCUUAUCCACCUGCAGACAUACACACACAAAGAUGAGCUCUGUACUGAACAAGAUGACUGCAGGUUGGAGUGUGAUGGCAUUACCAUGACAACAAUGACCAUGUCCCAGAUAGACAGCCACUCAGCUGCCCGGGAGAUGUGUGGAGCGAUGUCUGUCCUCCACUCAGAGCCACAGGAAGAUGAGUGGCCUGGAUCCUAACCAAUCAUAGGGAGAUGAUUGGCCUGGAUCCUAACCAAUCACAGCCUCUCCUCUUUUCAUUCUCAUAACUGUCAAACAACCAUAAUGUUCAUAUGAAGUCAUAAUUUCGAGACCUUCUUUCUUCAGUCAUUUCAGUUCCCACUUAGUUUAAUACAUUUGUUUUGUAAAGAAGCUCCCUACUUUACACCCUUAUACUUCUAUACUUUCAAACAGAAUUUGGGAUUUUAUGACACAGAUAAGCUUGCAUUCCAAGUAAAGAUGAACUCAAUUAGCCUUCUCUAGAAAGGCUGAGCAGGACCAAGGAAGACUGACUAACUAGAUCUUUCAGGCUUUCACAAGCUCCUCAGUGUCCACCAGCAUGUGGGGAGACACUGUGUUCCGGUGUACACUUCUUUUAUCUCUUAUGAAUGCAUGUAAAUGUGUAGAUGCGACUAAAUUGACAGGAAAGUGCAAAAUAAAAGCGUAAGAUGAGACACGUGGCGAACACGGCCAAACAACUUACAACAGAUACACCUUUAAGUGUGAGGUGAGAAGUGAUGAGCUCUUUAAUUGGGGUGGUGUUUACGACCAGUUACAGCAAGUCAAGAUGUAAAUGAUA